Messenger RNA from Grus americana (Whooping crane), 3235 nucleotides. RefSeq names its product oxidoreductase NAD binding domain containing 1 (gene OXNAD1). The coding region runs from base 2070 to 3020 and encodes 316 amino acids. The record is from RefSeq and is a predicted model, not a curated record. Gene Ontology annotation, molecular function: oxidoreductase activity. Gene Ontology annotation, cellular component: mitochondrion. The transcript has 8 exons. Lineage: Eukaryota; Metazoa; Chordata; Aves; Gruiformes; Gruidae.
UUCAUUGUGAUUUUCAGGAUUGGAAAGUGAUUGAUGAUAGUGUAAAUGGAACAAGUAUCUUGAACUACUGUUCAAGAAUUACUUUUAAUUUGGGGUAUGUAUAGUCUCAGUCUUAAAAUAAUCUAUAUCAAUAGGAUCUUUCAGCCCUGACUUCAAACUUGUAGCUGCUACAAUAACAUAAGGCUGACAUUUAUUUUGUUUACAGUAUGAUGUAUUGAUACUGUACUUAGUUCGUUGGUAGAACCAUGUGUAGAACUGAACAUAUUUGCUUCCUAAAGUGGUAGCAGUGAACAUGAGAAUGAGGCCGGCUUUAAGCAAUUGUCAACCUUAGCAGCAGAAUUAAACCAAAUAUGUAAAAUAAACAAUCCAGAAUCUUUGUGUUGGAUUUUAAAGUUAGGCUACUUGUUUUACCUGCAGAUGUCACUGUGUUUAAUAGCAAUUAAUUAUGGAAAGGGUUUUGAAGGAUGUGAGGUGAUUUUAAAAAAAUAUGAAAAAAGAAGAAUUAAAUCAUUAUUCUCAGUCUUUGGCCUCUGAAGCAAAGCAUCGGACUUUAUAUGGUUAUUGUGAUGUGAUGGUUUAAUUAGUCACGGCUAUUGGCAUAAACAGCUUACAUAAGAAUAUCCACUUUCAAACUUCCUUCAUUUUUGCUUUGAAUUAGUUAAUGUGGUAGAGUGAAAAGCCUGAAAACAUGAAUCAAAAAGCACUUGGAAGACUAAAAAAAGGAGAUGAAGAUGGAUAUAACCAAGGUCUGCUUUCUGAAAGAUUCCAGAUGAUAAAAUGAUCUCAUGAAUUUGACUAACUCAAUGAUUUGUGAGCACUUGGGAUUUACAGACUGAACAUGCUGAUGUAGAGGAAUGUGGCUUUUUCAUUAGAUGUGUACUUUGUCUGCUCAAAUAAUUUAAGAAUGUUAAUACUUUUGCUAUCAAUAGCUUCUGCACAUUUGCAUGUAGAAAGUGCUAAAGUAUUUUGUUUAAAUACAAUACUCUGUAUAUGCUAUGGCAAAAAAAAGUUUAAGUAAUUUUGCUUACUGCUAGUAGAUGAGUUUUAAAUAAUUCCACUUUGAAAAGUUGCAAGUUGCUGUGGAAUUAAAUGGCUAAAAAGCUAUGAAAGAUUAUGGACAGUUACAAGCUGCAGGAGGUAUUUCUUAUGCCUGAAAGUGGGCAUUUUGAAUAGUUACAGUAAAUGUAUUCCAUUUCAGAGCAGCCUAAUUUAUGAAAGCUCUGCCUCCCAUUUGUACAAGAUUACAAACAUGACAAAUUACUAAGUGACCAGCCAAUGCAGCUGUUAGUGAAAGCCUAGAGAGGAUAGGCCUGAUUAGUUAAACAAGCUGGAUUGUUGCCAUUUCAAAGGAUUCCAAAUGAAAAACAACAACAUUGUGAAAAUAAAUUAUAUGCUUUAAAAGAAUGCAGGCAAAGAGAUUUAAAUGGAAGUAAAAGAUUAAGAAUGCUUUAAAGAAGCAAUGGACUGCAUUGUAGAAAUAAUGCGAUAAUUCGAUAGGUGACAAUAAUAUGAUAGAGAGGUAUGCUAAUCCGUUUUAGGAAACACAAAGGCAGAUUUACAAGCAAUAAGAAGUAUCUCUUGGCUCGCUAUGAACCUGUUCCUACACUUUGUAAGUAAUGGAUAUUUCUGACUUAUUUUGAAUAUUGCAUGUGUCAGUUUAUCUUUCUCUGUCAUAGCUCCGUUUGAGCAUGCAGUUCUGUAGCUUUACUCAACGUUUCACACCAGUCCUGCAAUUUCUCAGUGUUCCUUUGAAGCGAGGCUGUAUCUUUCAGCACGUCAGCUACUCCUCUGAUUUAGUGUGAUACAUUCUGUCUCUUCAUCCAAGUUAGUGAUAAAGUUACUGAGCAGUAUUGGCCCCAAUAUCAACCCCAGGGUACUCUUGCUGUUACUAGCCAGCAACUGAAGCAACUUGAAGCCAUCAAAGCCUUCAAGUCUGCCUGCCCAGCCAGUUUUCAACCGCUCCAACAGUCCAUCUGACCUCAGCUUCCCAACAUGUGUGCUGUGGGAGAUGGUGUCAAAAGCCACAGGAGAGUCAAGGAGCUGGUGAUUCUGAAGACGGCCCAGUCAUCAUGGCUCAUGCUACUAUUUAUGUGGGUUUUACUGUUCCUCAAUUACUGAGAAGUGCUAGCAGAAUUUUUCCUGCUCAUUCUGCAUCGGUGGUGUUGAGACGCUCUGCUUUUUGUUACUGCACAGUGAAUGGCACAAUAAAAUCAAAAAGGAAAAUGGAUCAUCUAGAGAGGACAGCAAAUAAUUUUCGCCAGGAGGUAAUUUCACAAGCAAAAGUGUGUGGAAUCACCAAUGAAUCAGAGACAGUCAAAAGACUUCGUUUGUCUAUCGCAAAUAAGGAUUUUACUUUUAAAGCGGGACAGUGGGUUGAUUUCUUUAUUCCUGGAGUAUCUGUAGUUGGGGGAUUCUCAAUAUGUUCAAGCCCUGGCCUGUUGAAACGAGAAAGAAUAUUAGAGCUGGCAGUAAAGUACGCUGUUCAUCCUCCUGCUCACUGGAUUCACACCAAGUGUACUCUUGACUCAGAAGUGGCUCUGCGAGUGGGAGGUGAUUUCUUCUUUGAUCCUCAGCCUGGUGACUCCCCUGUAAAACUAGUGCUGAUAGCAGGGGGUGUUGGAAUUAACCCAUUGUUUUCUAUACUGCUGCAUAUAGCAGAUCUUCAUGGAUACCAAGAGGGUAAAGGAAAUGGAUACAAAAUGGGAACAGUGAAGCUGUACUACAGUGCAAAAAAUACAAGUGAACUCUUAUUUAAGAAAAAUAUUCUUGGUUUGAUGAAUGCAUUUCCUGGCAAGAUCGCAUGUCGUUUCCACGUUACCCAACAGAGUUCACAGAUCUGUAAAGAACUGCAGCCACACAUUACAGAGGGAAGAAUAUCUGAAAAGGAUCUAGAAAAACACGCAUCUAAGGAUACUUUAUGGUACAUCUGCGGUCCACCUCCAAUGAUAGAAUCUAUAUCCAAACUACUGUCUAACAUUGGUGUUCCUAGAAACUGUGUUUUCUUUGAGAAAUGGUGGUAGGGACACCUGCUGAACAGCAAAUACAUUAUUUGUUUCCAGUGUAUUUUGAUAAGCUGAAAUGUACAGAAAAUGGACUAUGAAUUAUUUGGAAGAUUUUACUUCAUACAUGAAGACAUCCUCAGUCAUGAUGGUGAUCCUUUAAUUUAACUAUAAUACACUUGUAAUAGUGUGCUCCUUUUGGGGGAAAAAAUGAUUUUUUAUUAAAGACAUUAACU